AGUCGGAUAGCUCAGUACUCACUCCACGAGAUUCACUUGUCUAAGAAGCAAUGGCAGCUAAGUUGGUUGUAGUACUCGCCCUGGUGGCCGUGGCCCACUGCUCAGUGGUGCCAGUAGCGCGAGCAGACGCCGACUACACGAGCUUCGCAUACGACGUGGCGGAUCCCUACACUGGCGACUUCAAGAGCCAGGUCGAGACCCGCGUCGGCGGCAACGUUCAAGGACAGUACUCGCUCCUCGAGUCCGACGGCACCAAGCGUACCGUGGACUACACAGCCGAUGACGUGAACGGUUUCAACGCUGUCGUACGCAAGGACCCCGCUGUUGUUGCCACACCCGUGGUAGCUGCUGCUCCCGCUGUAGCCGCUGUUGCCCCAGCUGUUGUUGCUGCACGCACCAUCGCCACACCUGCCGUUGUCGCCUCUGCUCCUGCUGUUGUUGCGGCUCGUACAUAUGCCGCUCCUGCUGUCUACGCUGCCGCUGCCCCAGCGGUUGUAGCCUCUCGUACCUACACCCCUGCAGUGUACGCUGCCUCAGCGCCUACAGUCGUGGCUGCCCGUCAAUACGCUGGUCAUUCAGUAUACGCUGCCUCAGCUCCCGCUGUAGUAUCUGCUCACACUUACUCCUCUCCCACCGUGUACGCUGCCUCUGCUCCUCUUGUAGCCACCCGUACCUACUCCUCACCCGCAAUCUAUGCUGCCUCUGCUCCCGCUCUUAUCGGCGCUCGCACUUACGCCUCUCCCUACUACGCGUCUCCAUACUACGCGAGCUAUGGCGUGCACUCCACCCCCAUCAACUACUGGUAAAUAACGACAAAGCCUUCAUAAGGUGACUUAGUUUUAGACUUAUUCGAAACUGCCUUGUAAAUAAUAAUAUUUUUUUACAUAUAUGUAUCUAUGUAUUAAAUUAAACGACCUCUUUAUAUACA
This is a messenger RNA of Vanessa atalanta (red admiral), 928 nucleotides long. RefSeq names its product cuticle protein 19.8-like. NCBI's taxonomy places the organism in Eukaryota, Metazoa, Arthropoda, Insecta, Lepidoptera, Nymphalidae. The transcript has 2 exons. Gene Ontology annotation, cellular component: extracellular matrix. The coding region runs from base 51 to 806 and encodes 251 amino acids. The record is from RefSeq and is a predicted model, not a curated record.